Messenger RNA from Benincasa hispida (wax gourd), 1109 nucleotides. RefSeq lists its product as uncharacterized. Lineage: Eukaryota; Viridiplantae; Streptophyta; Magnoliopsida; Cucurbitales; Cucurbitaceae. The record is from RefSeq and is a predicted model, not a curated record.
UUUUUAAUGCAUCAAAUUUUUGGACUUUCAAAUUCAACAGUAUUAAAGUCAAUGCAUUGCUGUCCCUAUCCACCAUUGUUUUUUGUAUUUAUGUUGCUUCAUUUUUCCAUUAUCUUUCUCACCUUUUAAAUGGGUACAUAAAAGUGGUGGGUUUUGAGUUUUAGAGCAGGCUGAAAUUUGGCCAUGGCUUGCUUCUUGCUUUGUUCUAAGCCACAACAGAAAAACCCCAUCUCAGAUUCUGUGGAAAAUGUUCAAAAAAAGGAGCUUUUGGGGAAUGGUGUCAAUGGGGAAGAAGAUUUCAGCUCUGAUAACUCCAAAGCUUUGUCUCAAAAUGGAAACAGAGUAAUGGUGGUUGUGGAUUGGAGUGUUGAGGCUAAACAAGCUUUGGAAUGGACACUCUCUCAUGCUGUUCAGAACAAUGAUACCAUUGUUCUUGUUCAUGUUCUUAAAAGUUUGAAGCUUCAACGUUUUGAGUUUGGUAACAAGGUGAAUUACAUAAAGGCCCAUAAGCUUCUCUUUUCUAUGAGAAAUAUGUGCCUAAAGACAAGACCUGAGGUACAAGUAGAGGUAGCAUUGCUGGAAGGGAAAGAAAGAGGUCCAAUAAUUGUGAAGGAAGCAAAGAAACAUAAACUUUCACUUUUGGUACUUGGCCAAAGAAAGAGGCCGAUUCUCCGGCGUCUAUUGAACAGAUGGGCAACAAGACGCAAUCGGAGGAGGAGGAAGAAGAAGACUUGUCGAGCAACAGCAGAGUAUUGCAUACAGAACUCAUCUUGUAUGACCAUUGCAGUAAGGAAGAAGAGCAAACAGAUUGGAGGAUAUUUGAUCACAACCAAAAGUCACAAGAACUUUUGGCUCUUGGCUUGAUCUUUUAUCUUUCUUUCUUUUCCUUUUUGUGUAACAUAGUUUCUCACCUUUUUAGGGUUACAAAGUGAAUACAAUGGUUAGACCUUCAAACUUGGACUUGCUAUACCAUAAAGUGGUUGGAUGUUGCUACAUUUAUAGGUAAAGUUAGGAUUUUCUCACAGGAAUCAACAACAAAAGAUUCUGAAAUUGUAGUUUCUAUCCUAUAAAGAGUUAUAAAAAGAUCCUGCUGUAAUUCUAUUGUUCAA